AUGCAAACAUCAGUAGAGAAAUUAGACGAACUUUAUAAAAAUACAGAGGAAUUGUAUAAGUCGCUUAAAGAAAUAAGAAUGUUAUUAGACAAUGUAAAUGAUAAGUCAUUAAGUAUGAAAAGUAUUUCAGAUAGAAUGAAGAAGUCAAAUGAUCUUUAUAAAACACUUAUUAAUAAAUUGAAUAAAUAA
Molecule: messenger RNA, 189 nt
Organism: Hepatospora eriocheir
Lineage: Eukaryota; Fungi; Microsporidia; Hepatosporidae
Source: the annotation of a GenBank genome assembly